GGAGGCCCGGGCGGGCGGGGGCGGGGCGGGGCGGCGCGCGGGGAGCCCGGAGCCCGGCCCUGCGCUCGGCUCGCUCGCCUCGCGGCGGGCGCCCUCGUCGCCGGCGGCGCACCAUGGACGGGCUGCCCGGGAGGGCGCUGGGGGCCGCCUGCCUGCUGCUGCUGGCGGCCGGCUGGCUGGGGCCCGAGGCCUGGGGCUCGCCCACGCCCCCGCCCUCGCCGGCCGCGCCGCCGCCCCCGCCGCCCCCGCCGCCCGCAGCCCCGGGAGGCUCGCCGGACACCUGCACGUCGUGCGGCGGCUUCCGGCGGCCCGAGGAGCCGGGCCGGGUGGACGGCGACUUCCUGGAGGCGGUGAAGCGGCACAUCCUGAGCCGCCUGCAGAUGCGGGGCCGGCCCAACAUCACGCACGCCGUGCCCAAGGCCGCCAUGGUCACGGCCCUGCGCAAGCUGCACGCGGGCAAGGUGCGCGAGGACGGCCGCGUGGAGAUCCCGCAUCUCGACGGCCACGCCAGCCCGGGCGCCGACGGCCAGGAGCGCGUCUCCGAGAUCAUCAGCUUCGCCGAGACAGAUGGCCUCGCCUCCUCGCGGGUCCGCCUGUACUUCUUUAUCUCCAACGAGGGCAACCAGAACCUGUUCGUGGUCCAGGCCAGCCUGUGGCUCUACCUGAAGCUGCUGCCCUACGUGCUGGAGAAGGGCACUCGGCGGAAGGUGCGUGUCAAGGUGUACUUCCAGGAGCAGGGCCACGGCGACCGGUGGAACGUGGUGGAGAAGAAGGUUGACCUCAAGCGCAGCGGCUGGCACACCUUCCCGCUCACCGAGGCCAUCCAGGCCCUGUUCGAGCGGGGCGAGCGGCGGCUCAGCCUGGACGUGCAGUGCGAGGGCUGCCAGGAGCUGGCCGUGGUGCCCGUGUUCGUGGACCCGGGGGAGGAGUCUCACCGGCCCUUUGUGGUGGUGCAGGCGCGGCUGGGCGACAGCCGGCACCGCAUCCGCAAGCGGGGCCUGGAGUGCGACGGCCGGACCAACCUCUGUUGCCGGCAGCAGUUCUUCAUCGACUUCCGCCUCAUCGGCUGGAACGACUGGAUCAUCGCACCCACCGGCUACUACGGGAACUACUGUGAGGGCAGCUGCCCCGCCUACCUCGCGGGCGUCCCUGGCUCGGCCUCCUCCUUCCACACGGCUGUGGUGAACCAGUACCGCAUGCGAGGGCUGAACCCCGGCACGGUGAACUCCUGCUGCAUCCCCACCAAACUGAGCACCAUGUCCAUGCUGUACUUCGACGACGAGUACAACAUCGUCAAGCGGGACGUGCCCAACAUGAUCGUGGAGGAGUGUGGCUGUGCCUGACGCUGGCCCUGGGCUGCGGCGGCGGUGGGGUGUGGUGGGGACAGUCCUGGAAAGGCUUCUUCCUGCUGCUCCGAUGAUGACGACCAUGACGACGGCGGCGGCGGCGGCGGGAAUGGGGCGUGUGGUGGGGCCGAGUGGGGCCAGGGAGAAGAGGACUGAGCUAUUUUCUCUCCGACUUCAUCGAGCAGAUCGGUCGGGACCUGACGGGGAACCCUCCAGCGACACGACAUCCUUGCAAACGCACACGUAGACGCGCACAGCCAGACGCAUCCUGCCACCCACACAAGCAGCCUCCGGGGUACCAGCAGCAGCAGGUGGAUGCGGUGACAAGUGGCAGCUUAGCUACCAGUGCCCAUCAAGCGGGAGAGAAUGGGGUGAGCGGCCCCCAUCCCACCAGCUGGACCAGAACCACUCUGCACCACGCCUUCCUGCACACAUCAAAGCACAAAGACAGAGAGACACAGCGCACGGGAGCCACCGCAGGGGAUUGGAGAUUCAAACUGGUUGUGGGGGGCGACAGACUGAGGACCUCUUGUGUCCCCCUUGGCCUGGCUCAAGGCCCACAGUGCCUCAGCAUCUCCUGACUCCGGUGUGGGCCGGGAUUCCCUGCCUGGGAUCCUUCAGGCAACCCAGCAGCGGAGCCUGCCCUUGGCCCCUCUCGCCUCGGGAAAGAGGCCAGAAGGGACCCACGCUGCCGGCCCGUGGAGCAGUGGCCAUGACCGUUUGACUGUUGCGGGGGUUCCCAGGCAUGACUUCUAUGUGUUUGUUUUUUUUUGGGGGGGGAGGGCGGGGAGGGAGGGGAGAAGGGUCUUCAUUUGAUGCUUUAACUGAUCACUAGCAGUUGACAGGUCAUUCCAGUUGUAUAAAUGAAAAAGGACUUUGCUACCAGGGGGGUGACCUUUUAAGUUAAAAUGGGAAUGGUUGUGAACGGGAGGAAGAAAGUUGCCAUCUGUGUCCUUGGUUAGGGAUAUUCUUCCAAGGGUGGGGGUGGGGGUGGGGUGGGAUGGGGAAAUGGCCCCCCCCCAGGAAAGGGGAGGAGGAGGAGCCCGGAGCAGGAAGUGGUGGAGGCAUUAUGGAAAUAUUGAGGGGUGGGGAGGUCCCCUCAAGCAAGGGUCCAGAGGGGGGAGCAGUUUAGCUGGCCUUGGGGAGACGGGGAUGCUUUCCGCUGCUUGGCAGAAGUGGCCCGUGUGGACCCCAGGCCUCAGGGCCAACCAUAGAUGUGGCCUCUCCCAGCUCUCCUGCCCACGUGCUCCCCCUAGCCCUUGCCCCACUGCCUGAACGCGCAUGAUCUCGCGCUUGUCCAUCGCCUAUGUCCAGAAGGAUUCUUGGCAGGGCGCGGAGCCUGCUGCCCCCAGACAUCCCAGUGCCACGUGAACUAUGCAAUUUAAAGGGUUGACCCACACUAGCUGAAACUGGACUCGUACGACUCUUUUUAUAUUUUUUAUACUUGAAAUGAAAUCCUUUGCUUCUUUUUUAAGCGAAUGAUUGCUUUUAAUGUUUGCACUGAUUUAGUUGCAUGAUUAGUCAGAAACUGCCAUUUGAAAAAAGAAGUUAUUUUUAUAGCAGCAAAAAAAAUACAGUUAAAUGUAUUAUACAUAAUUUUGGAACCAAAGAGGCCAGCAGAUCAGUUUUAAUUUUUAUUAGAUGGUGAGGCCAUCUUUAUGAGGUAGACAUUCUGAACAAUCCCUUGAGUGGCCUGCCAACGUUUCAGGGUAUAAAUGGAUUUUGUUUAUUCAGUUCGAUGUGUCUUUUCUAUCCUCACACACCCAGAAGGUAGAGUAAAAGGACUGGUUAGAAUGCAGGUGUGUAUCCUUAAAUCCCCAUCUUUAUGUUUAUUUAAUAAAGCUCCCCCUUAGGUUCUGUUUCAUAAUAAUUUAAAACCAAACAAUUUUUUCCCAUAGACUUGUGUUAAAGUAUUUUACAUUUGUGUACAGUUUAAGAAAAUAAAAGAUUGGGUGCCAUGGG
Messenger RNA from Sorex fumeus (smoky shrew), 3308 nucleotides. It is a transcript of the gene INHBB, whose product is annotated as inhibin subunit beta B. Gene Ontology annotation, molecular function: growth factor activity; cytokine activity. The transcript is spliced from 2 exons. Gene Ontology annotation, biological process: BMP signaling pathway; SMAD protein signal transduction. Gene Ontology annotation, cellular component: extracellular region. The record is from RefSeq and is a predicted model, not a curated record. The coding region runs from base 114 to 1343 and encodes 409 amino acids. Lineage: Eukaryota; Metazoa; Chordata; Mammalia; Eulipotyphla; Soricidae.